Molecule: messenger RNA, 867 nt
Organism: Brassica napus (rape)
Lineage: Eukaryota; Viridiplantae; Streptophyta; Magnoliopsida; Brassicales; Brassicaceae
Product: MLP-like protein 34
Exons: 2
Coding region: 183-641 (152 amino acids)
Biological process (GO): defense response
Source: RefSeq, a predicted model, not a curated record
AGGCUUAUUAUAGAGAAGGAAGAAGUAACCACAAUAUUUUAGCAAUAAGUUGAAUUCUAGUCGAAUUCACGCUUUACUCAUUCCUCUAUUAAAAGAGGCUUAAGAGCUCAGAAGAAGUACGCAUUCACUUCUAAAACCCAAAAGCCUAAGAGACAAUUUGCAAAUUAGCGGAAGAUUAAAAAAUGGCCAGGAUCCUUGAGACAACCGUGGAGCUAAAAUCUUCGCCCGGGAAGUUCCUUGACAUGUUUGUGGGGAAACAACAAUUCGAAAUCUCCAGUGUAUGUCCAUCCUACGUUCAAGGCUGCGAGCUGCGCGAAGGCGAAAUGGGCCAAGUUGGUUCUAUCGUGGUCUGGAGAUACGUUCAUGAUGGGGAGGAAAAAAUGAUGAUGGAGAUGAUAGACUCAAUAGAUCUGGAGAACAACCAGAUCACGUUCAAGGUGUUAGACGGUGAUUUAAUGAAAGAGUACACUCUUUUCUUGAUCACCUUACAAGUGACCUCAAAGGAGGGAGAUGUUGGAAGUGUUGCACAUUGGCACUUUCAAUACGUGAAACUUAACGAGAAGGUGGCUGACCCUGAGUCUCUCCUCCAGUUUGCCAUCGAGGUAUCCAAAGAGAUCGAUGCACAUCUCUUUUCCUGGUAAUAGACGAAAUUUCUCUUGUAUCAAUCAUAUUAUAUAUCGAUAUGUAUAUUUGUGUGUUUGUCUUUAAGUUCAGUCUUUAAAAGUGCUGUAAAAUAAGGACUAAGGAACCGCCUUGUCCAAGUUGCUGAAAGAGUUGUGUGUUAUGAGUGUAUGGAAGUUGUUACUUAGGCUACUCGAUAUUUAUGUAUGAAAUGUUUGAUAAAAUAAAAGCAUAUGUUUAAAUGAA